AUGUGCGACUCCAAAUUCAAAUGGUGCGAGAAAGCGGCCGACGGCCUCCGAGACGUUUUUGACGUACGGGAUCGCUCGCCAGAUUUUAGGGGCGGUGCGAUCUUGUUGUCCAUCUCGUUUGCGCAAGCACCGGUUGACGACGUUGCACGGCUUGUCAUUUUCUCUGAAUACCCAUCGAAGCGAUUCACCGUGGAGAUGAGCACUUUGGAUGAUGAGGCACGUCGGUUGGAUGAGACUGCAGCCAGCCAUGAACUCGAGCUAAUGCGAAUGACGGAUAAAAAGGCUGAGCUGGAGGAAAGACUGGCCCGCGCAGAAAGAAACCUGACUAUGGCUAUGGACAAAGUCACCCACUCAAAGCCGAAGGCACAAUUGGACAUCUCGGUGCAGCUGCUGUGUGACUUCAACGAAUCGUUGAAUAUGCUGUUGGUGCGCUGCAUCCGAGGCUCACCCUUCGUAACAGAGGAAGUGCUAAAACGGGCACAGGAGUUGUUUGACAGCUUUCAACUCGCAACUCCGAUCCUGGUUGGAAAUAUGGCAAAUAUAAGACAAUCUGAGAGAGUCAUGCAAAGUCUCAGGAACACCAAUGCCUCAAGUUGGUCAAUAGUUGGUUUGAAAUUUGAAAAGCGAAGGCAGCUGCAUGUUGUCUUUAUGCCACUGUUUUCAGUUUGA
Molecule: messenger RNA, 669 nt
Organism: Dibothriocephalus latus
Lineage: Eukaryota; Metazoa; Platyhelminthes; Cestoda; Diphyllobothriidea; Diphyllobothriidae
Source: the annotation of a GenBank genome assembly